GAUGAUGCGACAUUGCGCCUCAUUUCCACGGCCGAGAAGAACUAAUCCUCCCCCCCCCUCCCCCCUCCUCUUCUUCCUCGCUUUCGUCUCCUUCCUCCUCAUAGGUGGCGGCGGUGAUGGACUUGGAUCCCAGGCUUUACGAUCACGUCGCAAUCAGUGACAGUGAUAUUCGUAACAUUGUCCUCUCUUAUCUCGUGCAUAAUUGUUUCAAAGAGACAGCAGAGACAUUUCUUACUUGUACUGGUAUGAAUCAACCUGUUGAUUAUCUUUUGGACAUGGAGAAACGGAAAUCAAUACUCCAUUUCACCAUGGAGGGGAAUGCUCUUAAGGCAAUAGAGCUUACAGAACAACUUGUGCCCAACUUACUGGAAGAUAACAAAGACCUGUGUUUUGAUCUACUAAGCCUUCACUUCAUUGACUUAGUACGUUCACGGAAAUGCAUGGAAGCUUUGGAAUUUGCUCAGACCAAGUUAACGCCAUUCGGAAAGGUGCCCAAGUUUGUUGGGAAACUGGAAGACUUUAUUACACUCUUAGCUUAUGAGGAGCCUGAGAAAUCUCCGAUGUUUCAUCUUUUGAGCCCAGAAUAUCGAGAAAACAUUGCAGAUUGUCUGAAUCGAGCUAUCUUGGAUCGUGCUAAUCUGCCAAGCUAUUCUUCCAUGGAGAGGUUGAUACAGCAAGCAGCUGUGGUUAGACAUGUCCUACAUCAGGAACUUGGUAAGGAUGGGCAUCCACCAUUUUCAUUGAAGGCCUUUUUGGAUAACUAGUUACUGCAGUUAUGUGCUUGAUGAACUUUGCCUAUGUGGUCAUGGUUGAUAUAUUUCUCCUGAGAAUCUUCUGAGCUGCCAAUUAUUGUACAGUCAGCCACCUAUAAUUAAAAGCAUGAUCAUAUAUGAAUCACAUUUGGUUGUCUCUAAUGAGUAUUUGGUUGAGAAAAGCUGCUUAUGGUUGGAUGGAAGAGGGAUUGUGUGCAUUUGUGAGAAACAGCCCCCAAUAUCUUCUAAAUUAACAUGUUCAGAAAGAUUAGUGACAUGUUUGUUGUCUUCUGCACUAUUCUGAAGACCAUCCAAAUGCUUGUAUAUGUCCAAUGCAAAGUUUAGUUUCCAGUGAUUUUGAAAUGACAUGAAUUGUGAAUCA
Molecule: messenger RNA, 1134 nt
Organism: Musa acuminata subsp. malaccensis (wild Malaysian banana)
Lineage: Eukaryota; Viridiplantae; Streptophyta; Magnoliopsida; Zingiberales; Musaceae
Biological process (GO): proteasome-mediated ubiquitin-dependent protein catabolic process
Cellular component (GO): nucleus; cytoplasm
Molecular function (GO): protein binding
Source: RefSeq, a predicted model, not a curated record